AUGGCGCUGGACCCACCAGCUGGCUACGAGAGCCAACAUCGAAUGUAUGAGGGAAAAAGAGGUUUUUUAACCUUCCCACCCUUCCACGGUGCAUACCUCUGCUGUCAUUUAUUCAAUGCUGUACCAUUUGGAACGGUGAUAAUUAGCCCUACUUCCGGAGCAAUCCCUUCCGCGAAAGGACUUGUGGAUGGAUUGAAGAAAACACCAGCAGAUAUCGCAUUCAUAGUACCAAACUGCGCAUUCGAUCGAGGAGACUGGAAAUAUGUCGAGUUUCAUCCAGACACAGGCGCCGAACUCAGACCAGUAAUAGACAAUACCCACGAGCUGACUAUGCUUUCCGAUCCCGAAUUGUCAAAGCAGCAACCUACCUUCACGAUGUUCCCCCAAGCAACGGAAUAUGCCAGUCGCGAUCUCUUUACCCCUCAUCCUAUCAAGCCAAACCUAUGGAAAUGGCUUGCAAGAGCUGACGAUGUUAUUGUAUUCUUAAAUGGCGAGAAGACUAAUCCUAUAUCAAUGGAGCAGCACAUCGUAGCUCGCAAUCGAGAAGUUCAAGCGGCUUUGGUGAUGGGCGCACAACGUUUUCAAGCAUCACUUUUGAUAGACCCUAUUAAUGGAGAUAUCAAUACCUCAACAACAGAGCGUGCAGCGCUGCUAGAAAAGAUUUGGCCCUCGGUGGAAGAAGCCAACCAAAAAUGCCCAGCUCAUGCGAAGGUUGCCAAGACACACAUUUUCUUCACAAAUCCGAUCAAACGUAUAUUGAUUGCGGGGAAAGGCACGGUUCAGCGAGCAGGGACUUUACAGCUUUACCGGGAAGAACUCGACGCUUUGUAUGCUGAUGCAGAUAGCAUGACAGCAGAGAAAGAUGGCGAAAUCUCUUCGAACAUCGACAUUGGUGAUUUAUCGGCGGUUUCCGAGUUCAUGAGAGAAGCUGUGGUCAACAUUACUUCUUGGUCUAAUUUAGAUGUGAAUGAGGACUUCUUCGCUCGUGGAAUGGACUCACUACAGGCUCUCACAGUUGUAAGAAAGCUUCGUCAUGGCCUUAGAAUUACAUCAAUUGCUUCAAGUACGCUUUAUACCGAUCCAUCAAUUACUCAAUUAGCAAGCGCUGUCGUGAAAUUUUCGAAAGACGAGGUUUCUAUACAUGGUCAAAAGACGGCAAGUCAGUUGAGAGACAGUAUGCUCAAGGAGUUUCGAAGUCGUAUUGAUUUGCUUAUUCUAUCUCCGCCAACUUCGCAUAGGAAAGUUGACACGAAUCAUGAAAUCGUCGUCUUGACCGGGUCUACAGGUACGCUUGGUUCCCAUAUUCUGGGGAGUCUUCUCUUGAAUCCACGAGUCGCUCAUAUAUACUGCUUAAACCGCUCACCAUCGGGUAAAAGUCUUCGAGAGUCUCGGAGUCAAUUCGCAGACACUGCAGAUACUCGAGUCACAUUUCUCACGACAGAUCUCUCGAAGCCACAGCUUGGGCUCCGUUCAAAAAACUAUUCCAACUUACUGCGAGCAACUCGCAUCAUUCACAAUGCCUGGCCUGUCAAUUUUAAUCUAUCAUUGUCUUCUUUCCGUCCGAGCAUUGAAGGUCUGAUCAAUCUUAUCACGCUCGCAGUAUCGAGCGCAGGUGGAAGGUUGUUUUUCGUCUCCUCGAUUAGUUCCGUCAUGGGAUACAGAAGUUCAUCUGGUACUACACCCGAGGAUAUAAUCCACCCAUCGACCGAUAUAAUUGAAUCUAUCGUAGCACCAAAUGGCUACGCGGAAAGCAAAUAUAUCUCGGAACUUCUUAUCUCUUACGCAUCAGAGCAAUUAUCAUCUUAUGGGUAUGAAUUCUCACUCGCAAGAGUCGACCAGAUAGCGGGCCCGGUAAGAGCUAAAGGGAUGUGGAACAAGACUGAAUGGUUUCCAAGUCUCAUUCUCAGUUCUAUACAUGUAGGUUGUAUUCCCAGCUCUCUAGGUUCGAGCCUUGGAGGAAUCGAAUGGGUACCGGUAGAUCUACUUGCAGAUAUGAUCGCAGAUUUGGCUUUGGCCGAUAACGUCCAAAAUGAGGGAAGACCGGUUCAGGUUUUCCGUCCUUUGAAUCCCAAUCCCAAGACCUGGGAAGAUAUCAGAGAGGAGCUGGUAAUAGAUUUAAGUUCUAUUUCUGGCAAAUCGAUCAGAAUCGUUCCACUCGAUGUUUGGAUCGCGAAAGUUAGGCAUGAUGUAGAGCUGAAAGCAGGACCCGGGGCUACAUUGAAGGAAGGAGAACUAGAUGAGAUCUUGGAAAAUAAUUCCGCAGUCAAACUGUUAGAGUUCUACGAAGAUGUGCUUGGAUAUGGAAGAGACCAGGAAGGCAAGUAA
This is a messenger RNA of Botrytis byssoidea, 2325 nucleotides long. RefSeq lists its product as uncharacterized. The record is from RefSeq and is a predicted model, not a curated record. The coding region runs from base 1 to 2325 and encodes 774 amino acids. The transcript has 4 exons. Lineage: Eukaryota; Fungi; Ascomycota; Leotiomycetes; Helotiales; Sclerotiniaceae.